Messenger RNA from Drosophila sechellia, 751 nucleotides. It is a transcript of the gene TwdlP, whose product is annotated as TweedleP. Gene Ontology annotation, molecular function: structural constituent of chitin-based larval cuticle. The transcript has a single exon. Bases 32 to 694 code for a protein of 220 amino acids. Gene Ontology annotation, cellular component: chitin-based extracellular matrix. The record is from RefSeq and is a predicted model, not a curated record. Gene Ontology annotation, biological process: chitin-based cuticle development. Lineage: Eukaryota; Metazoa; Arthropoda; Insecta; Diptera; Drosophilidae.
GUCUAGAACAUCUCGUAGGCAUCGGGUCAAAAUGCGUGCCCUCAUUAUUCUAAGCAUUGUGGCAGCGGCAAAUGCCGGUAGCUUGUCCGGAUAUAAUUACGGACAAGGUGCGACAACCAGUAUUGGGGGUCGUGGUGUAUCCCAAGUCCCUGCACUGGCGGGAGCAGUUAGCUAUAGUGCCGUUCCCCAGGCCUCAGUUCACAAGGAGUUCUACAGCUUCUAUGCCAACGAUGACGACUUCGAGGAUAAGGGUGCUCUGCAGAGGGCUCUUGCCUCGGUCAAGAAGAACAUUCGCGUGAUCUUCAUCAAGUCGCCGGAGAACCGUGGCUACGAGAAUGCCGUUUUGGCCCUGGCUAAACAGGCUGCCCAGCAGCAGACUGCCAUAUAUGUGCUGCACAAACAGACUGACAUCAACGAGCUGGCCCAGAAAUUCAAUGCCGUGCGCCAGAAUGCCAACAAGAAGCCCGAGGUGCACUUCGUCAAGUACAGGACACCUGAGGAUGCUGCUAAUGCCCAGCGGGCCAUCCAAUCGCAGUACGAUCAACUCGGCGGCUCUAGCCAGUCCAUCAACGGUGGCGUGGCUAAUGCCAUCAACUUUGCAUCCCAGGGAGCUGCUCCAGCACGCGUUACUCCUCAACAGGUGCCCCAGAGCAACUACCUACCCGCCAACAUCCUUAGCCGCCUACGUCAUUAGAAAAUUGAUUGUUAAACGUUGUUUUCGAAUAAAAGUUAUCUAAUUUGGUUAUGUAAA